AUGAUCAUCUACCGGGACCACAUCAGCCAUGAUGAGAUGUUCUCCGACAUCUACCAGAUCCAGGAGAUGGCACACGGGCUGUGCCUGGAAGUGGAGGGGAAGAUGGUCAGUAGGUCAGAAGGCAACAUUAAUGACGUGCUUAUUGGUGGCAAUGCCUCACCUGAAGGCCCCGAUGGCGUUGGAACAGAAAGCACAGUGGUCACUGGUGUUGAUAUUGUCAUGAACCAUCACUUGCAGGAAACCUGCUUCACAAAAGAAGCCUACAUCAAGUCCAUCAACAACUACAUCAAACCAAGCAAAGGCAAACUUGAAGAACAGAAACCAGGAAGAGUAAAGCAUUUUAUGACAGGGGCUGCAGAACAAACCAAGCACAUCUUUGCAAUCAAAAACUAUCAGUUCCUUAUUGGUGAAAACAUGAAUCCAGAUGGCAUGGUUGUUCUGCUGGACUAUCGUGAGACUGACCGGUAUGUGAUCUCUUUAUGGAUGGUUGAGAGAUGGAGACAUGUUAUCACAGUGGGCAACUCGUGGAUUUAUGGAUUGUCGUCCUAA
This is a messenger RNA of Echinops telfairi (small Madagascar hedgehog), 549 nucleotides long. Its product is annotated as translationally-controlled tumor protein-like. Gene Ontology annotation, cellular component: cytoplasm. NCBI's taxonomy places the organism in Eukaryota, Metazoa, Chordata, Mammalia, Afrosoricida, Tenrecidae. Gene Ontology annotation, molecular function: calcium ion binding. The coding region runs from base 1 to 549 and encodes 182 amino acids. The transcript has a single exon. The record is from RefSeq and is a predicted model, not a curated record.